Linum tenue is the source of this 522-nucleotide messenger RNA. The record is from the annotation of a GenBank genome assembly. NCBI's taxonomy places the organism in Eukaryota, Viridiplantae, Streptophyta, Magnoliopsida, Malpighiales, Linaceae.
CUGCAGAAGGAACUGUCGAUCAGAGAUCAUGACCAUGGGGUUGACUCCAAGGCGGACGACUUCAUUAACCGGUUCAAGCAUGAGCUGAAGCUGCAGAGGCUCGAGUCGUUGUUGCGCAACAGAGAGUUGCCCGGCGACUGGCUUUGCUCGACCGAUCGUGCAUUCGAUGCCCCUCCGCUAAGAAUUAAAACUCCAUUUAUUGGAGUAACGAUGGGUCGGCACAAGACCUUCACCAACCUGAAGGAAGUGUUUCCCAGCGACGAGAAGCACGGCAGGUUCGGCGAGAUGAUGGUGGGGAUGCUGCCGGAAGACCUUCCUUUCACGGUGUUCAUGCCUUCAGCAAGGGCAUUCGAGCGUGACAUCGGGCUACAAGCUGCAGAUGGUGAUACCAACUCGACAAGGAAUGAUUCGUACGCUGUGGUUUGUCGAAUUCUGGGGGUUCUCGGCAGUACCUCGAGCUCUACAUUCGACAAUACUUGCUCCUGGAGAGGAGGUUUAAGUAUGAUUCAUUGUCCGGAUUGA